AUGCAUAGCCCAAAGGAGUCCCAUAAGGCCGCGUUGAAACAAGUGUUACGUUAUCUGAAAGGAACGCUAUCAUAUGGACUCAAGUUCGAUGCAGUAACACAAGAAGGCUUGAUCGGAUACAGUGAUAGCAGUUACAACGUUGAUCCGGACGACGAGUUUAUGGCUGCAACAGAAGCAUCUAAACAGGCGAUAUGGUUAAAGGAUCUUCUCGGUGAAGUGUUUGGACAGUCGAGUGAAAGGGUGGUGAUGCGUAUCGAUAACAAAUCAGCAAUAGCGUUGUCCAAGAAUCCAGCGGAUAUACUCACCAAAGCACUGGAAAGAAUCAAGUUUAAAGAGAUGAGAGAGUUGAUUGGAGUCCAAGAUGUGUCAAGAGGAGAUUUCAAGUUUGAGGGGGAGAAUGUUGGUUCAAACUUGAAGUAG
Molecule: messenger RNA, 420 nt
Organism: Brassica oleracea var. oleracea
Lineage: Eukaryota; Viridiplantae; Streptophyta; Magnoliopsida; Brassicales; Brassicaceae
Exons: 3
Coding region: 1-420 (139 amino acids)
Source: RefSeq, a predicted model, not a curated record